Bombina bombina (fire-bellied toad) is the source of this 2300-nucleotide messenger RNA. RefSeq names its product thyroid hormone receptor interactor 4 (gene TRIP4). The coding region runs from base 284 to 2062 and encodes 592 amino acids. Gene Ontology annotation, molecular function: zinc ion binding. Gene Ontology annotation, cellular component: nucleus. The transcript is spliced from 13 exons. Gene Ontology annotation, biological process: regulation of DNA-templated transcription. Lineage: Eukaryota; Metazoa; Chordata; Amphibia; Anura; Bombinatoridae. The record is from RefSeq and is a predicted model, not a curated record.
UUCUAAACAGUAUGGAAUUAGAUGCCCAAAACUAAAAUUAAUAACUUACAACGCUAAACUCAGAUUCUACCAUAAAUUAGAUAAAAUAGCAAAAACGAAUCGUUGCUAUUUAUAAUGCACAUGAAUACGUAAUUAUGCUAAAAAGGCAAAUAUUCUUAGAGGAACUCAAAAUUCUGUGUUUGUUUCUGGAGGGAACAUAUCUCAGUAUGGACAUAUUCCAAGUCAAUUCAGGCUUAGAUACUUCCGGAUUUGUACCGUAGGAUUGAGCAUAUUUGUUUCUGUUAUGGCAGCUGAUCUGCUAACCUGGUGUGUGAAAGAGCUGGAGAAACGGUUCGGGCUAAGCGAUAGCGAAGAUGUAGUCCAGUACAUCCUCUCAAUUGAUUCAGAGGAGGAGAUUGAAGACUAUAUGAAUGACCUUAUCCAGGGCUCUGAGGAGAGAAAGAAUCUCUUUGUCAAGGAGCUGAAGAUUCGGUGGCAGAGGGCUCGGCACCAUCCCAGCCCUCACUUAGCUCCAACAUUAUGUAAGAAAGAAGAUGUUGUACCCGCUCAGCAUUUGUCAGGAGAGCAAAGUAAAAGAGGGAGACGUAAAGGAAGAAACAAGCUGGAGUCUCUUCCAGCUUAUGGGGCAGCUGACAGUGUCACUGAGGAAGUCAAGACACCUAUGGACUUAGCAAAGGCACAGGAAACUAGCAGCCUUUCAUCCUCCAAGAAGAAGCAAAAGUUUGUUAACUUGUAUACAAAAGAGGGUCAGGACAAACUGACGGUGCUGAUCCCCGGACGCCACCCGUGUGAUUGCCUUGCUCAGAGGCAUCAGCUCAUUAACAACUGCUUGACAUGUGGGCGCAUUGUUUGUGAGCAGGAAGGGUCUGGUCCCUGCCUCUUCUGUGGGAGUCUGGUUUGUACAAAUGAAGAACAGGAUAUUCUGCUGCGUGAUUCAAAUAAAAGCCAGAAACUGCGCAAGAAGCUCUUUGCAGGCUCUGAGAACUCUUUAAAGACAGAGGGUUCAAUGAUGGAUAUUCUUCCUCGACAGAAUGCAAGGUUAAAGGAAGGUUUAGAGAAAGCAAAGCAACAUCGUGACAAGCUCCUGGAGUAUGACAAGACAAGUGUUCGGCGUACUCAUGUGAUUGAUGAUGAAUCAGAUUACUUCUCUACGGACUCAAACCAGUGGCUUUCUCAAGCAGAGCGUGAGACUCUUCGUAUUAAGGAGCAGGAACUGCUGGAAUUGCGCCAUGCAUCUCGUCUCAGCCGGAAGGUCACCAUUGAUUUUGCUGGGCGAAAAAUUCUGGAUGAGGGCGAUGAUCUGUCAGCCUACCAUAAAAGGCUGGAUGAGGCUAUCCAUUCUGUUCAAUCAGGGACUGUGGUGAAGCCAUCCAUGACAUCGGGAGAGAGAUCCCAGGAUUUUCAUUUGGUGAACCCCAGCCUGGUGCUACCCCCUCCAGUGUGGGUGGAUCAAACCAAUGCUCAUACACACAACAGGAGAGCUCCCCUACAGGAUACAGAGGAAUGCACAGAGCGGAAUCGACUGAGGAUACAGGACCGGGAGCUUCAGGAGAUCAGUGACCAAGGAAUGUGUCUGAGCAUGCACCAACCCUGGGCUUCCCUUUUAGUUGCUGGUAUCAAACGAGUGGAGGGCAGGACUUGGUACAGCGCUCACAGAGGACGUCUGUGGAUAGCAGCGGCUGCAAAAAGACCUUCCCAGCAGGAGAUCUCUGAGCUAGAAACUUCAUACAAAGUACUGCUUCAGAAAGUAGAUCUUCCAUUUCCCAAGGAUUAUCCUACCGGGUGUAUACUGGGUUGUUUGGAUGUGGUUGAUUGUUUGCCCCAGGAAGAAUUUAAAGAACAGUAUCCAUCUCUGAGCCAGGAAUCUGCCUCUCCAUUUGUCUUCGUCUGCUCCAAUCCGCAAGAAUUGCUCAUUAAAUUUCCUAUUAAAGGACAGCAUAAGAUUUGGAAGCUUGACUCUAAGAUACACCAAGGAGCUAAAAAAGGGUUAAUGACGAGGAGAGAAGGGUCAGGACAGAACACAUUAAAUGCCAAGCGGAGCCCAUCAGGAAACUUAAGAUAAUGCUGUCAACUGAUAGAAUGUGCUACUGUUAAAGUAAUCAGUCUAUAAAAAAAACAAAAACAUUUGUUAAAUCAUAAUUGUCGAGUCAUUAUUAACACAUGAAAAGAAUCGUUGAAAAACUGGUGUCACUUAUUUAUUGAAGUAAAGAAAAUUAUAUACUCAGAUUGUUACUGCAAAUCUCAUAGCAUUCUAUUUGUUGCAUUUAAAUAAGGUCUUCAGAUUAAAGUUUUAAAACAAU